AUGCCCGAGAAGUGCAUUUUCAUCACCUCAGUUCAGGUGGGCCACGUCGUGGGCAGGGGUGGCUCGACGCUCAAAGGCAUUCAGGAGCGCACCGGGGCGACUCUGUGUAUCGUGGAAGACGGGCCGCAGGUGAAGAUUACCGCCGACGACGCUGCCAAGGUGGCCGCCGCGGAGGCGGAGGUGCAGAAAAUCGUUGCCAAUCAGCGGAACCCCAAUUACGAAGGACCGUGCGGCGCGCGUCUGCGCAAGGAGGCGGAUGAGCUUGCCCAGAAGCGCUCGAGGCUCUUCGGAGAGGCGACCAAGAUGCGGGAGGCCGGUGACCAUGAGAGCGCGAACAAAUUGGUCGCGAUGGCCAAGAAGGCUGGCGAAGACAUGAAGGCCCGACACUGCGAGGCAGCCUUGGCGAUUGCCAAGCACAACAACGAGGGAAAGGGCAAGGGUGAGAACUACUUCGACAUGCACGGCCUGCACGUAGAGGAGGCGAUGGAGAUGCUGACGGUGCGCAUGGCCAAGCUGGAGGAGAAGCCGGUGGGGUCGACGACGGAGCUCGAAGUAAUUCCAGGCGCUGGCCACCACUCCGCCCCUGGAGCGCAGAAGUUGAAGCACGCCACGCUAGAGUACCUGCGAUUGAAGGGCUACUGGUACGAAGAGGUCAACGCCGGCACGCUCCUGGUGAAGGUGCCCGGCCUCAGCGAGGGCGUCCUCUCGAAGCCGGAGGAUGGCGACAAGGCGCCGACUAAGCUCAAGAAGUCUGCAACGGGGGUGGGGAACAAGCCCAAGACUUUGGCCUCAGCGGCGACCAGUAAGACCAAGAGCCAGUCAUGCUGCGCGUGCAUGUAA
Molecule: messenger RNA, 840 nt
Organism: Leishmania mexicana MHOM/GT/2001/U1103
Lineage: Eukaryota; Euglenozoa; Kinetoplastea; Trypanosomatida; Trypanosomatidae
Exons: 1
Coding region: 1-840 (279 amino acids)
Molecular function (GO): RNA binding
Source: RefSeq, a predicted model, not a curated record